Messenger RNA from Hyla sarda, 2828 nucleotides. Its product is annotated as 5-hydroxytryptamine receptor 7. The transcript has 3 exons. Gene Ontology annotation, cellular component: plasma membrane. The record is from RefSeq and is a predicted model, not a curated record. Gene Ontology annotation, molecular function: G protein-coupled serotonin receptor activity. NCBI's taxonomy places the organism in Eukaryota, Metazoa, Chordata, Amphibia, Anura, Hylidae. The coding region runs from base 524 to 1804 and encodes 426 amino acids. Gene Ontology annotation, biological process: smooth muscle contraction; vasoconstriction; circadian rhythm.
AUUCGGAUCUCCCAAUGCAUCACAAGGGAUGACUCCCGUAAUCCGCUGCCAGUGCUCAUGGCUGGGAGCGUGUGAUGUCAUCCAGGACCUGACUCCUGCUCCAGAUUUCGCUGCACUUCUCAGAUCUACAGACACCCAACUGUGACAAGUCCUGAGUGGCGGAGGAGACGGCUUAAGGCAGGGCUGGCUGCCUCCAGGAGGCUGAUACCUCCAAUUCACUAACAAUCCGAGGGGGAAGGAGGCAGCAGUGCGAUCCUCUCCGAGCUGGUGUGAGGAUGACUUGGAGAGACCCCCACCAUCCUGCAGACCAGAGGACCACCGUGCCCUGAGAGCCAGGAGACGGAGGUGACUAUCUGCACCGGAGAAAGCUGGAUUUAUUCCUCAAGAACUGAGAGUGGUAUCAAGAAGAUGACUGUGGCUGAAGGAGUCUUAAAGUGCACCCUAGACCAAGCGUCCGCCGGAGAAGGAGUCGACUCAGGAGUCUUGGCUGCUUUGGCAACUUUGAGGAGAUCGGGAAGGGGGGAUGCUGAUACAGAUCCAGUCGAGUCCAGCGACAGCCGUCCAUCCCUCGCCAUACAGCGCCCAGCCACCCCGUCCCCCACAGAACCUUCUCCCACCUGCAUUCAUGACUGACAGACCUUUACUUACUACUGAACAAGACUUGGCCACUGUCAACCACACCAGCAACGUGACCGACUGUGGAGAGGACAUCUUGCUGUAUGGGGACAUUGAGAAGAUUGUCAUCGGGGUCGUCCUGUCCAUCCUCACCCUCUUCACCAUAGCUGGCAAUAGCCUGGUGAUCAUCUCUGUGUGUAUAGUGAAGAAGCUCAGGCAGCCCUCCAACUACCUGGUGGUGUCCCUGGCGGCCGCUGACCUCUCGGUGGCCAUCGCUGUCAUGCCUUUUGUUAUCAUCACAGACUUGGUCGGUGGAAAAUGGCUCUUUGGGAAAGUGUUCUGCAACGUUUUCAUAGCCAUGGAUGUGAUGUGCUGCACGGCGUCCAUCAUGACCCUGUGUGUCAUCAGUGUGGACAGAUACCUUGGAAUAACACGCCCACUGACCUAUCCAGCCCGACAGAAUGGCAAACUAAUGGCUAAGAUGGUGUUUAUAGUUUGGCUUCUCUCUGCCUCCAUCACUCUUCCACCACUCUUUGGAUGGGCUCAAAAUGUCACUGUGGAGAGGAUGUGUCUCAUAAGUCAAGACUUUGGGUAUACCGUCUACUCUACUGCAGUUGCCUUCUAUAUCCCAAUGACUGUCAUGCUCAUUAUGUAUCAGAGAAUCUUUGUAGCAGCUAAAAUCAGUGCCGAGAAGCACAAAUUUGUGAACAUCCCAAAACUUAUUGAACAAGAAGGUAUUUAUUGCUUAGAAGAUAAAAUUGCUCCUAAAAAAAGCUCCAAAAAGAACAAAGCAGUCGAAGAGUUUGCCACCUUGUCCAAGCUCAUACGCCAAGACAGGAAGAACAUCUCCAUCUUCAAAAGAGAACAAAAAGCAGCGAGGACUCUUGGGAUAAUCGUUGGAGCCUUCACUUUUUGUUGGCUUCCUUUCUUCUUGAUGUCCACAGCCCGGCCUUUCAUUUGUGGCAUUAGGUGCAGCUGCAUGCCCCUCAGACUGGAGAGGACACUUCUGUGGUUGGGCUACACCAACUCGCUUAUAAAUCCAUUAAUCUACGCCUUCUUCAACAGGGAUUUAAGGACUACUUUUUGGAACUUGCUGAGGUGCAAGUACACCAAUAUCAAUAGGAGGCUGUCAGCCGCCAGUAUGCAUGAAGCAUUAAAAGUUACAGAGAGGCAUGAGGGCAUCUUGUAAUGGUUCCAUUCUAUGGACCUUGGACAUCAUCAUGACUUGACCAUGACUCUGAAAGACACACUAUUUAGUGCCUAUCCUAAGAGACAAUGCUUUAUGGUGAUAUGUCUUUUGAUUUUCAGUAUAUUUAUUACCACGGUUUUCAAAAGGUUGUGGCUACUGGUUGGGUUUCUAAAAAUGCAGUAGAAAGAUAAACUCUCUACUUCAGUCUUUCCCAACUAGGGUUCCUGGGAUUUUAUGGAACCUAAGUUAGGUUUCUCCAGGAGACCGCAACAGCAAAUCGCUGUUAUGGUAAGAAUUGGGUAGUUGUAGUUGCUCCUAAAGGAGACAGCACCAGCCGGUCAUCUUUACAGUAUGGAUUAGGUGGAUGUAGGGGUGGAUGUAGACUGCGCCUUCAUGUUACCUUUACAGAAGGAAUGGAGUGGUUCUCCGGGAGACAGCACCUUCAUGUCAUCUUUACAGUAGUAGUAUGGUGGUUGUAGCAGUUCUCCAGAAGACAGCACCUUUACAAAAGGGUCAGAAGGGUUUAAGGGGCUCCCCCGUCAAAGUAAUGUUUAUGUCCGGGGUUCCUCCAUGAUAAAAUGUUAGGACUUACUGCUUUACUUGAAUGGACAUUGUACAAAAAAUACACAUCAAAUUUUAUUGUAAAUUAAACAGAGAUAUAUAAUGCUGUGACUAUUACUGAAUGUGCAUUUUUCUCCAGCUUUUAACUACCAAGGUUUACAAGAGGGGUAAUGUUCACGCAACACUUCAUGUCCGUGACAAUCAUCACUGAGUCGUGACCAUCUCUUUUUAUUACCAGUGCUUGGCAUGUAUAGGCACCUGUAGUGUGUGCUCGGCAUACAGGAAAUACCACCAGUAUCUAAUCGGAACAACAUUCUCAGCAGCUUCGUACAUUCGUACAGUUCUGUAGUCGACAAAUUGUGUGACAAAAAAAUGUAAAUAGAGUCAAUGAUGUCAUUGGUAGAAGAUUUUCUUUUUGAGAUAUGUGUAUAUGUAUAUAUAUAUAUAUAUAUAUAUAUAUAUA